This is a messenger RNA of Microthlaspi erraticum, 768 nucleotides long. The record is from the annotation of a GenBank genome assembly. Lineage: Eukaryota; Viridiplantae; Streptophyta; Magnoliopsida; Brassicales; Brassicaceae.
AUGACUAUAUGCAACACAUAUAUUGCUAAGGCUCAAUUACCGCAGUAUCCGCCUCCAUUUCAGUUUCCUUUCCCCCUUCCAUUUCAACCAAAUCUUGGUAUGCCAAGAUUUCCGUUUCCGUUUCCGCUUCCAUUUCAACAAAGUCCUGGUAUGCCCAGAUUUCCAUUUCCGCUUCCAUUUCAACCAAGUCCAGGUAUGCCAGGAAAUUUCGGUAUGAGCAAAUGUUGGUCAACAUUGAUGGAUAUGCCAGGAUGCUUUGCAAGAUCAGACAAUCUGUUCCAAGACCGAAACGGAGAAAAGGUUUUCUUCUGGUUUGAUGAUUGGCUGAAACAGGGGAGGUUAUUGGAUAUAUUGGGGGACUCGGGCACAAGAGUUAUAGGUAUCUCUCGUACAGUUAAGGUGUCGGAGGUGGUUCUAAAUGGAACAUGGCGGGUGCGUCGGCGGCAAGGUCAAGUGACACAGCAAGUUCUGGUUCAAAUACAAACUCACCCGGUGCCACAUCCGGAUGCAGGAGGAGACAUUGUUUUAUGGCGACACAAAUCCGACAACUACCCUGACAGGUUUUCGGCAGCAAGUACUUGGGAGCAGAUCCGGAAGUCUAGAGGAAGGGUCCCAUGGUGCAAAGUGGUUUGGUUUCCUCAGGGUGUACCCCGUUUCUCGUUUAUUACUUGGGUCUGUGUUCGCGACAGGCUUGCAACAGGUGUUCGGAUGCGAAGCUGGGGCAUAGAGCAAGCUUGUCUCUUCUGCGGUGAAUGGGAAGAAUCAUGA